Messenger RNA from Gadus chalcogrammus (walleye pollock), 2652 nucleotides. RefSeq names its product solute carrier family 8 member 3 (gene slc8a3). Gene Ontology annotation, biological process: cell communication; sodium ion transmembrane transport; calcium ion import across plasma membrane. Gene Ontology annotation, cellular component: sarcolemma; axon; postsynapse. The transcript has 2 exons. NCBI's taxonomy places the organism in Eukaryota, Metazoa, Chordata, Actinopteri, Gadiformes, Gadidae. Gene Ontology annotation, molecular function: calcium:sodium antiporter activity. The record is from RefSeq and is a predicted model, not a curated record. The coding region runs from base 546 to 2336 and encodes 596 amino acids.
ACAAACGCAUCUGUCAAUCAACUUGAUGGUCGUGACGGUCGACAUGCCUUGUGUGCUGCUGAUUAUAAUGUCGUGUUCUUAACGAACAGGUGUUGUGGUUCAGUGCGCCAUGCGAGGUUCACACGGUGCGUACAACCAGUAGCCUGAUCACAUUUUGAUUUACGGAGCACACGUGGGGAGAGGAAGCUGUUCUAUUGCAAUAUUGACAAGUCAUUUUAAACUAUCCUCAAUCAGUCGAUCGACAGGCAAUCACUCAAUCGAUCCAUGACUCGGUCGUCAACAAAAUCACGACCACAACGCGUCGCAAAAUGAGGCUUUUCGAGAAGAUUAGCGAUUACGGCAUAGCAUGCCAUGCUCAUUAACUUAUUUUACACGGAACUUAAACGCAGCCUCAAUCUCUGCAGCUAUAGGAGUCUCAGCGGAGGGAUCCGAGCCUACACCUCUAAUUGGACCAAAGGUGGCGUGUGUAGAAAAACCACAGCCCAGUGCUGGAUCCCGGAGGGAGCAUUAGUGUGGUCAGGAACCCUUGACAAGAAGGAGGGUGCAUGGAGGGCUCAAGGCCGGUAAAGCUGGGGUCAUCAACCACCCUCUGGUUGGGGCUGGUCUCCGCCACUGUAGCCGCAGUCUGCGCCGCUGACUCCCAGACCACGCCCAGCCCCUUGCUACCCUCCAGCGGCAAUGGCACCUGCCGCGGGAACUACAAGUGUCGACCGGGCAUCAUCCUGCCAAUCUGGUACCCCGAGGACCCCUCUAUGGGGGACAAGGUCGCCCGGGUCAUCGUGUACUUUGUGGCCAUGAUCUACAUGUUCCUGGGGGUGUCUAUCAUCGCCGACCGCUUCAUGGCGGCCAUCGAGGUCAUCACGUCCCAGGAGAAGGAGAUCGUCAUCAAGAGGCCCAACGGGGAGACCACCACCACCACCAUCCGCGUGUGGAACGAGACGGUGUCCAACCUCACGCUGAUGGCGCUGGGCUCGUCCGCCCCCGAGAUCCUGCUCUCGGUCAUCGAGGUGUGCGGCCACGGGUACAACGCCGGCGAGCUCGGACCCUCCACCAUCGUGGGCAGCGCGGCCUUCAACAUGUUCGUGAUCAUCGGCCUCUGCGUUUCCGUCAUCCCCGAGGGCGAGGUGCGCAAGGUCAAGCACCUGCGGGUGUUCUUCGUCACGGCCGGCUGGAGCGUCUUCGCCUACAUCUGGCUGUACAUGAUCCUGGCCGUGUUCUCGCCCAACGUGGUCCAGAUCUGGGAAGGCCUGGUCACACUCGCCUUCUUCCCCAUAUGCGUGAUGCUGGCCUGGGUGGCGGACCGGCGGCUGCUCUUCUACAAGUUCAUGCACAAGAAGUACCGCCACGACAAGCACCGCGGCGUCAUCAUCGAGACGGAGACGGACCGGCCCAAGGGCAUCGAGAUGGACGGCAAGAUGGUGAACUCGCACUUUGCGGACGGCGGCGCCAGCAGCAACCUCAUCGGACAGAUCGAGGGCAAGGAGGUGGACGAGUCCCGGCGCGACAUGAUCCGCAUCCUGAAGGACCUGAAGCAGAAGUACCCGGAGAAGGACAUGGACCAGCUGGUGGAGAUGGCCAACUACUACGCCCUCUCGCACCAGCAGAAGAGCCGGGCCUUCUACCGGAUCCAGGCCACGCGCAUGAUGACGGGCGCCGGCAACAUCCUGAAGAAGCACGUGGCGGAGCAGGCCAAGAGGAGCAUCAGCGUGCAGGAGGUGCACGUGGAGGAGCCGGAGGAGUACGUGUCCCGCAUCGCCUUCGACCCGGCCGUCUACCAGUGUCUGGAGAACUGCGGUGCCGCCAUGCUCGCCGUCACCAGGAAGGGUGGUGACGUGGACAAGACCGUCUACGUGGAUUACAAAACCGAGGACGGCUCGGCCAACGCCGGAGCCGACUACGAGUUCAGCGAGGGCACGGUGGUCUUCAAGCCGGGCGAGACCGUGAAGGAGAUCAGCGUGGGCAUCAUCGACGACGACAUCUUCGAGGAGGACGAGCACUUUUUCGUGCGCCUCAGCAACCUGCGCGUGCUGGAGACGGAGGACGAGGUGCUGUCCCCCAACAGCCUGCCGUACCCCAUGGCCAUGCUGGGCUUCCCCAACGUGGCCACCGUCACCAUCCUGGACGACGACCACUCGGGCAUCUUCACCUUCGAGAGCGGCUCGGUGCACGUGAGCGAGAGCAUCGGCGUGAUGGAGGUGAAGGUGCUGCGGACGUCCGGCGCCCGCGGCACGGUGGUGGUGCCCUUCCGCACCAUGGAGGGGCUCGCCAAGGGUGGCGGGGAGGACUUCGAGGACACCUACGGGGAACUGGAGUUCAAGAACGACGAGACCUGGUAAGAGAACCCUUUUUCUAUCUCCUCGUUCCCCCGUCAGGUGGUCCGUCGAUCGCAGGAGGCUUUCUUGCUAGCUGGGGUUUCUGGCGGAUAUAAUGUCGGUCAUUAUAUUGGUUUUGUCUUCUUUUUGUGCUUGGUGCGACUGUAAAGGCUUCAUGGCCUUGAUUAGUAUGUAUCGAUCCAUGUAUUCUAUUUAGUUACUUUACUGCAGCAUCAUCACUCCAAACUGAGAGGUUAUGUGUUGAGUUCCUUCGACUCUGUAGGUCUACCGCCUUGACUCUGUGUUAGUAUGGGUCUUGAGGAAUGAGUUGUGUUGCAAC